Molecule: messenger RNA, 2038 nt
Organism: Rosa chinensis
Lineage: Eukaryota; Viridiplantae; Streptophyta; Magnoliopsida; Rosales; Rosaceae
Exons: 2
Coding region: 22-1269 (415 amino acids)
Source: RefSeq, a predicted model, not a curated record
CUUCCGGAAGGUGAGUUCAAGAUGCGGUUAUUUCCUUUCUCACUUAGAGAUGAUGCAAAGGGAUGGUUUUUGAAGCUACAACCAAGGAGUAUACGAUCAUGGGAUGAGUUGACAGACACUUUCUUGGAUGCUUACUACCCACCACACAAGACCACUAGCAUGAGACAUGAGCUCUUACUCUUCGCUCAACGCGAUCAUGAGACAUUUUGGGAGGCAUGGGAUAGGUACAAGGAUAUUUGCAAUGCAUGUCCCCAUCAUGGUUUGACUAAGUCAAUGAUGAUUGACGGUUUUUAUGGUGGUUUGUUGCCACAUGAGAGGAGGAGGGUUGAUGUUGCCGCACAAGGUUCACUUCAUAGCCAUGGUCAAACCGAAGCAUGGGAUAUACUUGAGCACUUGGGUCGACAAUCGAGGCAAUGGGAUGAUCAUGACUCUAGGAGAGAAAGAUUGAGGAAAGAUCCAUAUUAUGACACCAAGAGCACUCAUGAGACACGGGUUGCCCAAGAGAGCUCUAGUGUGGAUUAUAGAAAGCUUGAGAGGAAGCUUGAUCUACUUCUUCAAGCUCAAGAGCAUCCUACACAUCAUGUAAAGGCCGCCUCUAUGCCUUCAUCAAUAUGUCUACUUUGUGAGUCACCUACACAUGCUACUAGUGAGUGUCAUUUUGCCUCUAGCUAUCCGGAUUUUGUUGAUGAGCAUGCUAAAGCGGUUGGUAGUUUUCCAAACCGACCAAGGAAUGAUCCCUAUUCAAGCACUUAUAAUCCGGGGUGGAGAAAUCACCCAAACUUCUCAUGGAGAGAUAGUGGAGGAUCUUCUAGUGCACAACAAGGUGGUGUUUAUUCUUAUGGAGGGCAACAAGGACCACAUUCUUCAUUUCUUGGUUCUCAUGGCCAAGGGUCUUCAUUUGGUGCUUCUCAUGGAGGUUCUUAUGGUUCUCAUGCACAAAAUGCACCUCCCGGAUUUCAAAAUAGGCAAGUUCUUCAAGGGGUGCCUAAUACCACUCAAGAGCCAACAAAGAACCAUAUGGAAGAGUUACUAACCGCAUUGACCAAAUCUCAAAUGAAGACGGAGCAAAAUAUUUCGGUUCUUACACAAAGUCAAAGUUCUCUUGCUCAAAGUGUGGGAAAGUUAGAAGUUCAAAUGGGUCAAUUAGCUAGAGAGCUUGGUUCACGCCCACAAGGUGCAUUACCUACACAACCGGAUCCAAAUCCGAGACAUGAGCAAGCUAAGGCUAUUACUACACUUCGAAGUGGGAGGAUUUAUGAUAAUAAGUAAAUAAGCGGAGUUGUGGAUUAUGGAAGAAAUUAUGCGAAAUUUGAGCAAAAUGGAGUUUCCGACAAAAGGACGAAAUGGUCGACACGGUAAACCGUAGUCAAUGCCAUCAUGAGAGCGGGAUCUAAUUGCCUCCGAUAAUACAUGCGGAAGUGCAUGGAGAAGAGUGAGAAGAAACAGAAAGAAUUGAGAAGUUUACUAAAGAAUUGCAUCUUAAUUAAUUAAGUGAUUAAUUGCUUAAUUAAUCACUUGAUUAAUUAAGCCUAAUCAACCAAAGAAGGGAGGCAGCCAUGCAACGUGAUUUGUUUGAUUGGUUAGAAACCAAUCAGGUUUUGACACGUGGCAGAGCACAUUUCUUUUCUUUCUUUCAAGCUCCCACGUGCAUUCUUCUUUUCUCUUUGCUGACAGCCACACACACAGAGGUUAAUUAACCUAGGCCAUAUAUAUAUACCCCUUUCUCUUUGCAACGAGAGAAAGAGAACAACAGUAGCCGCAAGCUGAAAAAAAAAUCCCAUCAGACAUAACCUACCUCUCACAGCGCCGCACCCAUCCCCUUUCUCUCUCUCACCGAACCACCCACCUCCAACCAUUUCUCUAUAUUUUCUUCACUAUUCCACCACAAGACUUCAUCAAUUCCACAAGAUUCAAAGAGGAGCCCAAACAUCAAGAGCUUCAUAAACAUCAAAUUUGGGUAAAAGUGGGAGCCAUAAAUCAAGGCUAGCCAUAAUUGCUCUAUAGCAAUUUAUGGCUUGUUCUUGUUACUCUCUACUUC